GGGUUCACUAUCUUCGCAGCGGGCUGUGAAAGCCAGUUCAGCUCCUGAACCCCACAAUUGUUCAACAGGCUUUUGGACACUGACCGGUUUCAGAAGACAGAAUCUGGACGACUAGGACAUUUUCACUCGGCACUCACAUGACAGAGGCACCAGCAUUGUGUCUGGUUUAAGCAGGCGAGCUCUUCAAACCCAGGCCACGGGCAUUUAUGAAGCCUGAACACAGAACGAUAGCCACAAGACAGUGGACCAGGAUGCCGUGGCCUACCACACUAUGUCUACAGCCAUGAAGAAGAGGAUGUCUCUGAGGAGGAUGAGCACACCAUCCACAGAGAAGCGGGGGAGGAGGAGGCCUUCUCCCCAGGCCCUGGGGAACAUUGUGGGCUGCAGAAUUUCUCACGGAUUGAAGGAAAGUGAUGAGCCCGUCACCCAGUGGAAGGCCAUCAUUCUAGAUCAACUGCCAACAAAUCCCACUCUCUAUCUGGUCAAGUAUGAUGGAAUUGAUUGUGUCUACGGACUGGAACGUCACAGUGAUGAGAGGACUUUAAAGUUUAAGGUCUUGACUCACAAAGUAGUGUUUCCUCAAGUGAAAGACGCACAUCUCGCAAGAGCCAUGGUUGGCCGAGCGGUGGAGCAUAAAUUUGAGGGCAAACAUGUCUCUAAGGAGAACUGGAGCGUGGUGGUCCAUGCCCAGGUGCCGAUCAUGAAGGACUGGUUUUACAUCACCUACGAGAAAGAUCCAGUCCUAUACAUCUACCAGCUCCUGGAUGAUUACGCAGAAGGUAACCUCCGUAUCAUUCCAGAGACUCCUUCAGCAGAGGUGAAGUCAGACGUUGACAGCGACAUCUUAACAGGUCAAUGUGUGCAGUUCACCAGAAGUGACAGGUCCAAAAAGAUUGGCAAAGUCAUUUACCAAGUUCUAGCCAAGCCUUCUGUGUAGUUCACCAAGUUUGAUGGCGACGUCCACAUCUACGUCUAUAAUCUGGUGGAAAAGAUCCAUUAAGAUAACCAAGGGCCUUUGACAACCCCAGUAUCUUUUCCAGUGGAAUUUGUUUUGCUCUAAAAAUUAAAAUGUGCGAUGUGACGGGUUGUGUGUGAACACUUUGGUGGAGGAGAUGGACUGUGGUGGAUGGAACAUGGAGAGGAAGCCGGAAAGGUCAAGGCUGUGAACAGUAAGUCUGAUGUCACGUAGGCUAAAACAAACAGAACUGAACUGGUCUGGUAUUUAGGAAGAGAAAAGAACUGGAGAUGAGGCUUAGAGGAGCAGGGAUGGCACGGGGGAAAAAAGAUGGUUGUUUAGGAAGCAGAGGAGAGGGGCCAGAUAUAGAUAGACUCUCUGAGGUGAAGUUUGAGGGAGAAACAGACAGUUGGGGAAAGAGGGGCAGGGAACAGGGAGGUGAUCUUGGAACUCAAGGGGAAUCCCAAUAAACUGAUCCAAGCAGACUGAGAAUCAGAGAAGGUCGGGGAUUGUUUGACUAACGGAACCUAAUGAAACCUGUUUCUCAUCUGUAGAUGUAUUAUUUUUAAUUAUGUUGGUGGGGGCAGGGCAUGAAUACAGGAGACCACAGAGACAAAAAUAGUCAGGUCCCCUGGAGCUAGAAUUAAAGGUGAUUGGGAGCCAUUGGACAUGAGCUCAAAGAACAAAUCCAAGUCCUCUUUCAAAGCAGACGAGAUCUUGAUCCAUUGGUCAUCUCUCCAGUCCCAUAAGUCAUCUUUUUAAAUACAUCCAACCUUUACAUGCAGAGAAGAGACCAGGAUGAGGGUAAGAAAGAUUAAAUUGAUGGGGAUGUGGAAGAAAGACUAAAGAACACAUGAGGAAGUAGAGGACACUGAGGGACGAAGGAAUUCCAAAUGGAGUUCUCAAAAAGUGAAGCAGGAGACCAGGAAGAACAGAAAGGGUCUAGAAUGAGUUGAACUUGGGCCACAUCAAUAUUGGUCUCUUUGGUUCCUUAAAUAAUAUCCAACCAUCACUACAGAAGGUGGAUGUGAGGUGGAGGCUUCCCCAGAGGACAUUUUGACGAGGAUAACACAAGAGUAGUGAAUGCCAAACCAAGUUUUAUCUAUCGAUUCCUGAAAGUAUCAUAAAGCCCAUUAUUUUGUAUUAUCAGUAAAAGUAAUUUAAAA
This is a messenger RNA of Rattus norvegicus (Norway rat), 2121 nucleotides long. Its product is annotated as Y-linked testis-specific protein 1-like. The record is from RefSeq and is a predicted model, not a curated record. Lineage: Eukaryota; Metazoa; Chordata; Mammalia; Rodentia; Muridae.